Molecule: messenger RNA, 720 nt
Organism: Solanum stenotomum
Lineage: Eukaryota; Viridiplantae; Streptophyta; Magnoliopsida; Solanales; Solanaceae
Exons: 2
Coding region: 4-720 (238 amino acids)
Molecular function (GO): zinc ion binding; nucleic acid binding
Source: RefSeq, a predicted model, not a curated record
GGAAUGGGCGUCUCUGCUGUGUCUAGGCAUGACAUGGAUCACUUCUCAGAGGUUCCUUUUUGCCACCGUGCUGUGGAACCAAUAAUUUCAACAGUGAACCAAAGUCCAAAGGUGGGGAUUUUACAAGUGCAGCCCCCUGGAGUUGGCAGACUUUUGCUGGCUAAGCCUGACACGAUUUUCUCUGGACCAAAACGGAAAGCUAUAACACUGAUUGAAGCGGUUGCUGACAAGCCUUCGUUAAGCAGUGCUCCAGUGAAAAUUGUUACAGAGUGGAGUUGUGCACUUUGUCAGAUAUUUACUACAAAUAAAGAUUGCCUGAAUAUCCACUUCCAAGGAAAAAAACACAAACGCAAGGAGGCUGCCUUUGGAGAACACAAGGACGACAGAAACUACAGAAUUGGUUUUUAUUCAAAGAAACCAAAACUUAUGCAGCUUGUGGAACGUCCUUGCGAUGAUCUGAUAUCAGGGAAGAAAUCAGAGAAAGAAUCAUCAAGUCCAAACGAUAACGAUCCACCAUCCUUGUUGAUAGAUGACAGUGCAAAUGACUUGAGAAAGAACACAACUCAUGAAAAACAAAACAAUGAGGAGUUCAAGUUUUGGUGUGACACAUGCAAAAUAGGGACCUUCUCCGAAAAGGUGAUGGAGACUCAUAAGGUAGCAAAGAAGCAUGAUCGGCAUCUUCAACAACUAUUUGGGAAGGACAAAGAUGCAGAGGAAUGA